This is a messenger RNA of Drosophila innubila, 671 nucleotides long. RefSeq lists its product as uncharacterized. Bases 5 to 574 code for a protein of 189 amino acids. Lineage: Eukaryota; Metazoa; Arthropoda; Insecta; Diptera; Drosophilidae. The record is from RefSeq and is a predicted model, not a curated record. The transcript is spliced from 2 exons.
CAAGAUGUUGGAGUACAUAAGAUUUUUACUCACUUUGGUGUUUGUCGCAGGAUUAAGUUCAUGUGAGAAAUACAACUGCUUUACUUCUGAUUAUAGCGAUACUAAGCAUACAGAUAUGGAGAUUAAAUGUAGAGAAGGCUGCACUGGCAUUGUUCCAAACUGUAAGCCACAUUGUGCUAAGUGUCCUAUGAACAGUAAGUGCACGAAACCAAAUUUUUGUGAAUGUGACUCCGGGUAUAGAAAGAGGAACGAAACUGAGCUCAACAUGGUGCCAUACCAGAAACUGACAGACUUACAGAGUUGCAUACCCAUUUGCAACGAGGGUUACACAGUGGUUGUGAAUAGCAAUGGGACUGUGGGUAGCUGCACAAAAUUAAACAACAAUACUUUGACUGAAAUUCAUAUCGUUAUCUACAGCCUUUUGAUUUGUUCAUUAAUAUUAUUAACGCUAGCUGGUAUUUUCAUGGUUAUUGCAUUGUUGAAAAGAGAAAGUCUUCAACGAUCAGUCGAAAAUAAUCGAACAAGUUCAUGGCGUACUUCGUUCGCUUCGUAUACGUCAUAUGAACUGAAAUAAAAUCUACAAAUUGUACUAUAUUUUCAAAAAGAAAUUUAAUUUAAAUUUUUUUAAGCGUUACUCAUUUAAUAAAGUUUGUAAAAAGUAUACUGUAUAA